Symbiodinium sp. CCMP2456 is the source of this 320-nucleotide messenger RNA. The record is from the annotation of a GenBank genome assembly. NCBI's taxonomy places the organism in Eukaryota, Dinophyceae, Suessiales, Symbiodiniaceae.
AUGUGUUGUUUGAACGUGCGCUUCAAUUUGCGAAACGAGACCACCAGAAAGAAAGAGACUUCUUAUUCUCUCCGCCGGCUGAUUGACACAUUCAUGCCCCGCCUUUCCACACCACCAGCGCUAUCACAGCCUCUCAGUGCCUCACCCUCUCACACCGACUCGGCUUCGACAGCAGCAGAGACGCCUCCCGAAGACCAGGAUCGCCACGGCUUACGCAGAAAAGAGGUGAAGUUUACCGACCAAGACGCCGCGAAUUCGGAUCCGCGGCAGUCCAGGAGGGCAGAAACCAACCAAGACAAGUCCCUGGCAGACCGCUUUGC